This is a messenger RNA of Letharia columbiana, 960 nucleotides long. RefSeq lists its product as uncharacterized. Lineage: Eukaryota; Fungi; Ascomycota; Lecanoromycetes; Lecanorales; Parmeliaceae. The coding region runs from base 1 to 960 and encodes 319 amino acids. Gene Ontology annotation, biological process: poly(A)+ mRNA export from nucleus. Gene Ontology annotation, cellular component: nucleus. The transcript has a single exon. The record is from RefSeq and is a predicted model, not a curated record.
AUGCCGUUCCGCCAUCAGCCAGUCACCAAGCCGAUCCGAACCAAAUACGACAAGCUCAAAGUCGACAUCCUCCGAGGUCUUCUUGCCCUACGCGUCCUUCCAACUACAGGCAAGAAAGCCGACUUGACCAUGCGUCUGUUCCAGGACGACAAUAACAAUGAGAGAUUGGCAGCUCUAAGGGCUCUUUGGCAGCACCCUGCCGUCGUGAAGCCAUCGUCAGACCCGGAUCCAGGACAGGGCCCAAGCUUAUGCUAUCCACGACAGAACCAUACCUCCUAUUACGAGAGCAUCAGUAUUGCCCAACUUGUCUACCACCUGCACGAGCGUGCACUUUCCGUCCAUGGCGAUCAAGAGGACUUGGUCAAACGGCUCAGAGAUUACGACUGGGAUGGUUCCGACUCAGGCUACAGCGAGUCCGACGACGAAGAAGAGGAAGAUCACACCGCUAGCUUCUACCAUCGCACGCUAACGCAUCAGAGCCUCUACGACGGUAAAGGUCUUCACCCGAGUAUACUCAUUGGACUGCGCAUCCAGGGGUUCUUCUACGAUGCAAAAAAAGGGCUGCAAUUACACUGUGAUCGUGGCCGCUUUAACCUCACAUUUUGCGGCUGGCCAUGGCCGACAUCCGUUGGCUUACCGUUGUGUCAUACAGAUCGGAUCAGGCUCGAUAAGGUCUUGUGGAACGGCUUAAGAUCUGUCCAGCAGCUGGAUGAACAGGGUCUAAACAACAGUAUUGGUCUGGACAAGGGGGAAAAGGGAGAAAAUUUGCUUAUUGUCAGUGCUGUGAUCGCGGUGAGGAAAGGGAUGGGAGGUGAUUACCGUGUGCUUGGGCUGCAGUGCGAGGGGAUGAGCACGAUGGGAUACGUGUACGCUGAUGACAGAGAGGCCUGUCGCGUCAAAUGUCCGGGGCGGUUUGUUCGCUUUUUCGACGUUGCAGUUGAUAGAAGAAAGGAUCAAUGA